This is a messenger RNA of Trichomonas vaginalis G3, 261 nucleotides long. Its product is annotated as inositol-3-phosphate synthase protein. Lineage: Eukaryota; Parabasalia; Trichomonadida; Trichomonadidae. Bases 1 to 261 code for a protein of 86 amino acids. Gene Ontology annotation, cellular component: cytoplasm. Gene Ontology annotation, molecular function: inositol-3-phosphate synthase activity. The record is from RefSeq and is a predicted model, not a curated record. The transcript has a single exon. Gene Ontology annotation, biological process: inositol biosynthetic process; phospholipid biosynthetic process.
AUGCUCGAUCUCAUCAUCCUUAUGGAACUCUUCACACGUGUCCAGCUUAAGGAUGAGACAAUGAAGGACUUCCACCACAUGAACGCUGUCUACUCUGUUCUUUCCUUCCUCCUCAAGGCUCCAAGAACACCAACAGGCACACCAGUCAUCAACUCCCUCUUCCAGCAGCGUGCUUGCAUGGAGAACAUCCUCCGUGCUACACGUGGUCUCCAGCCACUCAACAACAUGCACCUCGAAUGGAAGAUGCCAAAGAACCAGUAA